Molecule: messenger RNA, 378 nt
Organism: Rotaria sp. Silwood2
Lineage: Eukaryota; Metazoa; Rotifera; Eurotatoria; Philodinida; Philodinidae
Source: the annotation of a GenBank genome assembly
AUGGAACAAACGUUUCGAGUCGAUAUAGGUGAUAUGCUUCCAAAAGAUAAGAAGCCAAAAUCAAAUAGAAAAACAGUUUUAUCCAUUAAACGGCGUGCAUUAUUACUUGUACCAGCUUAUUGCACUACAACAUACAAGAUUCAAGGUCAAACCUUAAAUAAAGUUGUAAUGGAUUUAAAAAUGCCAAAUGAAACUGAUGAUACUGCUGCAGUCUAUGUACCGUUGUCGCAGGUAAAACGUUUGACUGAUUAUGUUAUUUUGCAAUAUUUCGAUUACAAAGUGUUGUUAAUUAAACCCAGCAAGUCACAACUGGUAGAAAUUGAACGACUCGAUAAACUAUAUUUAGAGACCCAAGCACGUUUUUCAGAAUGGUUGUAA